This is a messenger RNA of Nasonia vitripennis (jewel wasp), 4742 nucleotides long. RefSeq lists its product as uncharacterized. The transcript is spliced from 2 exons. The coding region runs from base 554 to 2326 and encodes 590 amino acids. The record is from RefSeq and is a predicted model, not a curated record. Lineage: Eukaryota; Metazoa; Arthropoda; Insecta; Hymenoptera; Pteromalidae.
CGCUCUCCUUUCGAGAGUACAGCGCGCGUGUAUGGCGCCGUGAGACCGCGGACUGCUCUGUCAGUCGCCCGUGCCCUGUGCUACGGUUAGGACCGACGACACACACACACAUACACAUACAAACGCACGACCGUUUUCGACACUACACAGACGCGCGGCCCAGAGGCCUGCUGCUAUACCUACUCUCUCCCACGAGGCCUUUUCUCGUUCACGGAGAAAGAGGAAGAGGAGGAAGAAAGAGAGAAAGGGAAGGAGGAAGCGCUCGCGGGAUAUAUCCUUCAGGCGCGGAUCUUUUUUCCGGAGUUGUUCUAGUCUGGUGCGCGCGGGACGACGAAGCUUUCGCAAAUUUCUUUCGAUUGUUGUAUCAGUACUUGGCAGUGAACGAGUUGUUUUAUUUUCUUCGUUGCGUCGUGGUGCCGAUGAUUAGUGCUUCUUGAUUGGGAGAGUCACCGAGGAGGAAGAAGCACACGUCCCAUAAGAGAGCCGGAGAGAUUUUGGUACUGCAGGAUGAUCUGGUGAAAAGGAACGAGCGAGUGAGGUCAGUCAGGAAGUCAUGGCGUGCAGCGGCGUUUCGUUCGGACGAACCGUUACGAGCUCUGCGCUUGUCUUACUGGUACUGCUGCAAGCAGCACUGGUGUGGGACCAAAGCCUAGCGACACCUGUGCCCGUACCCGCCAAGAAGAACGACAUCCUUGCAGGCACGGAAUUUCUCUCAGUCUUCAUCAACGGUGCUAUGGCACCCAGGCCGACAAGGAGACGCAUCAGCCUGAGACGUGACAACACCGUAGCAGCUGACAACGUUCCCGCAGAAUCGAAGAACGAUGAAGCCAAUAUUUUCAGGAUAUCGCGUGCCCCCAUCACCAUCAAACCCACGGCACCGAGACCUCGAACUACAGCAGUCCGGGAAGAAGGCAUCCGAUACUAUCCGAUCAGCCACAAACUCUUAGACAAUCGACACCACAGUCUGGACUCCAUCGUGGAUGACCUCGGCAGACCCGGUGAAAUAUCCACAAAGUUCAUUUCCAAGCCUGGUGAUUCCGCCAGGAAAGUGAAUGCCGCUAAACCAGCUAACAAAGCGGCCAAACCUAUGAUGAACCAAAAAGUCAUUGGCGUGAGCGUUACGUCAACAGUCGAGGCGACGCCUUACAAAGUUAGAGUCGAGUACCACGAUCCAAACAGUGUCUCGAUGAUAACACGACCACCUCCUGUAUUAGCCACGACUUUGUACGCCACGUCUAAUCCGACCUUGGCUUCUUCCACUUUCUUACAACCCAAAGUGAUGACGACCACGGAAACUGACACCACUCUACCUCCAGCUAGGCUGGUAACCGAGGAACUCAGCAAUAUAGUCUCGGAAUCGAAUAGAAGCGAGUUCUCCGUUGACGAAGGUGCUCCGAGGACCAGCGUGCAAGACCGGUCGUUUGUCACUCCGAAACCUACUCAGCGACAUCACACGGUGCCAGUUGACAAUCAUCAGGAUGCGAGAGAUUCGGCAGUGAGCAGUAGUAACUCGGAGCCCGUAGAGCAGAGAUACGAGUUUCCAGAGCGCCAUCCCGAGGUCAACCACGAACUGCCCGAAGUUCACGGGCCAUUGCUGCGUACUCAGGGUCGCAAAAUAGGCAGGCACUUUGAGGACUCGUCCUACAACCAACCAACGAAGAUAUACAAUACCAGGCAGAACGGCAAGGUUUACGAUAAUCAACACUCGAAGGUCUUUGGAGAACCAGCCAAGGUCUACAACGAACCUGCCAAAGUCUACGGAGAACCUGAGAAGGUUUACAGCGAACCUGCCAAAGUCUACUCAGAGCCCGCAAAAAUCUAUUCUGAGCCAGCCAAGGUCUACAGCGAACCGUCCAAGGUCUACAGCGAGCCAGCCAAGGUCUACGGUAAGCCUGAGAAGGUCUACUCUGAGCCUGCUCGAGUGUACUCCGAACCAGCUAAGGUCUACUCGGAGCCUUCCAAGGUCUACGGUGAACCUGCUAAGGUCUACAACAGCAACAGGCAACCAUUCGGAGAACCAGAGGAGAAGAACUACGAAGUGGACGAAGCCGUGAGCGUUGGUAGCAACGGCAACGUUCACGGGCCACAGUCCUUUACCGAGGCUACCAACAUGGACGAGGAUGGCCACAAGGUUGGCUAUGUGGUGGAGGGACGCAACUACCGGAAGUACCGGGUGGAAGAAAGGACGCCUGACGGAUUUAUUGUAGGAGAGUACGGCGUCGUUAGUCACGAUGAUGGAUCGCUGAGGGGAGUCAGGUAUACAGCCGACGGGACUAUCAAUCCUCGGCUUAUCUACGACGCUCUGAUGAAAUUCCUCGCGCUUUGAGCUCGGAAAUCAUCGAGUUAGGGAACUGACUUUAUAGGGAAAUUACGAUGUGUGUCGCUAGAUUUCUCUCUGUGUGCACGCGUGUGUCGAUGCGGAUUCCUCUACAGGAAGAAACGUUCGGGAGGUCUGUGACUGCUUGUUGUUUUGUGAGGGUGAAGAGGAGAAUGGCAAUAUUUGUCACGUAAAUUAGUGAGUGAUGAUGUUAUGUGCGAGUGUUAAGUAAUUGGACCUCAAUUUGAGAACGUAUUAAUGUGAUUGCGAUUUGCCAAAAUCGUCUGAUUAUGAUGUUUUAUUGCUCGAUCUGUUUUAAUUAUUUCAUCGUAGAUUUUUCUUCAUUUCGACUUGACUAUGCCAUCCGAAUUAGCGAAUGCAAAAGUCCAUAGAGCGUAUUAUUAAAUCUUAGUGCAAAGAAUUGCGCUUAGCACUAAAUGAUCGAAGCGAGAAGAGUGAAAUGAAAUAGGUUAUCCUUUGUGACGUUGUAACGUUCGAAUUUGCGUAAUUUAAAAUUUGUUGGCUUACAAUGAUGACGAUAAACAUGAUUUUCUUUCUGUAAAGGCAUGCGCGUUGGCAUAUUUAUUAAACAUACUGCUUUAAAUAACGUUCUUGAUAUGAAUUUCUUGCGAUUCUAUUGCCAUCGAGUCAUGACGACCGAACGACUGAUUUCUUUUUCUCCCUUUUAAUUUUUGCUCUUGCCAACUCAACUGCCUCAAUUUUAGUAUUAAGCACGACUUUUAGAAUUUAAGACGAUAGAUCGCUAGAAAGUUUCGAAAUUAUUUAAGUUAUACUUCGUAAAUUAUAAAAAGUUAACCCUUUAGAAAUCAAAUCGAUUAUCGCUGUUAAAGUUUUUCCAAGAAGAUAAAGACUCGUGAAAAGUGCAUCUAAAUUAUUCGAAAUUUCGUUGUUUUAUAAUGUUGAAACGUUGAAAACGAAAACGAAGGUGAUCGUCAAGUGGAACGAAAGAACGUAGCAUCAAGCUAAACUACUUUCUAUGUAUUUGCUAUUCAUCUAUAUACCAUUUAUUCUUUGUACGCGUCUCACGAAUGCUUCGUAUCUAGAUGUGUGCCUUCUUCGAAUUAUUUCGCAGUCAGGAUAGUUAUAUUGAUCUUUGACGUGGUAUACUACGAUGGUGAGUCAUUGCAAAUAGCUGUAGUCCGAGUGAAAGUUCUUUCAUGAUGUCGUUGAAUCAAGAUUAUUUAUGACAAUUAAAGCUUCUUUCGGACGAUAGCAAAAAUUUGCUUCUGUGCCGAAGAUGCCAAUUUGCGUAAAUCACAGCUGCCAGAGCCUUCGGGAUUAUAUGAUAUAAUUAUAAUAAUUUACUAACAAUGAACAAUAACUCUAAUGAAGGGAGAUUGAAUUUUGAAAAAAGAAGCCUUUGAUAAAAAAAAAUGUUAUUAAUCUUAAUGAAUUAAGAUAUCUAGGUCACCUUCUAACAAUAUACGAAAUCCGAUGAAAUGUAGGCUCCGCAGCUGUGAAAAUUGCGGACUUGUCACGGCAGCAAUUUUUAAAAAUGUUUGGGUUAUUAUGCGAUGAAACGCGUUGUAAGCCACGUUUGCAAAAAUGAAAUUUUCUCAAUGUCACGAUGUAUGCAUAUCGAUAAAGAGAAUUUCGCUAUGCUUAUUAUACUAUAGUAAUGUUAUUUCAAUAUAUAGGCUCAAUUAGAUAUUUAAGUAGGACCGUUAUUAUUAUUCCGAUUACCUCAAGUGUUGAGAAAGUUCCUUCCGUGCGACGUUAUACAUACGUACAGGUUCUCCAAUAAUUUUUGCCUACUUCCUUUGUAAUUGCAAAAUUUUCCAAUUACUCUGUAUGCAACAACCUCGACACUCGUUUUAUAUAGGUAAUUCAGAAUAAAUACGCUAUUAUAAGUAAAAUAAAAUGGAAACGCCGAUAUUCAUUGCAGUCAACUGUAUUUAGAGCGUUAUCUCUUGUAUAACCGUGUAAGUUUUUAUCGUAUAUUAUCUUUAAAUGUACAAACGUCAUCGAGUUAUUAAUUACUACGCUUAUUACCUCGUUGUUUUUUUUUCUCAUUUACAUACUUCCAUUACACGGCGUAGGCGCAAUGUGAUUUUAUUGGGAUUUUUGCUUGCAUGUGUAUACGUGUGUGGACUUUUUCGAGCCCAUUUUGGAGCUGAAGCAAAAGAAAAAGGACCGCUGAUCAACCCUCUCGUUUCCUAAUGUCGAGUUGUCCGUCGAUUGCUUGCCCAAUGCUCAUCUUCUAUCAAUUGUAACAGUAUGAAUAAAUGUUUGAAUAAAAAAGUAUAAGGCCACACGAUGCCAUAAUCGCUGAGAUUGUUGUACGCGAAUGAUGUACACUGGUAGGUAAUAUUUACUGUUUUAUGUAUUCGCAUGUAUAAGCGCUAUACGCAGUCGUCAUUUCUCAAAUGCACUUUUGUAAUAAAUCCAUUAUCAUGAAAUGAAA